Molecule: messenger RNA, 811 nt
Organism: Fusarium odoratissimum NRRL 54006
Lineage: Eukaryota; Fungi; Ascomycota; Sordariomycetes; Hypocreales; Nectriaceae
Exons: 2
Coding region: 227-658 (143 amino acids)
Source: RefSeq, a predicted model, not a curated record
AUUAUGUGUUUUUGAAGCUUGGCAUGAUGCCCAGUCGGCCGCCUCAGCUCGGUCCAUUCCGUCCGUUGAAUCGACAGCAAGAGCAGAUAUAGACACUGCAGAGACCCAGACGGCUAUAAAAAGGCCGUUGCAAGCCCAUGAGACGUUGGGUUUCUUACGCUCAACACCAGCUCUAUCCACCUAGCACUUUCAGUCAUUCUUGCAAAGAGUCCCAUUAACCUCCAUCAUGCACUUCCCCAGUCUCACGGCCAUCAUCGCCCUCGCAGCCACCGCUGCAGAUGCAGCAAAAAUCAACCUCGAAAUCGGCUACUUCUCAACCAUCGUACCCCCCAUCGGCGGCAACAUCCCCGGUAUCGGCUGCGGUCCUUGGGCACUCGCCACAGGAGCCGACGGCUCUACCAAGAGUCCCACCGGCAUGAGUGGAGGAGAUGAGUGCCCCAAUGCAGAGCUGAGAAACUUCUGUCAGCGGUUUGGAUGUCCUCAGACGCUGAGAUUCGGCAACACGCUUGCCUUUCAGAUUCAGUCUGGUAGUGGUCAGAGUCUUACGGUCAAAGGGAGUGUUCUUAAUGGAAAGUCGCAGACUUUGACGUGUGGACGAUCUUUCCUGACGCACUCGGGGAAUAAAUACCGUACCAAUAUUUGUUACUUUGAUCUUUGAGGACGAGACUUUGUAUGGUACUCGGUUUGAGCAGGUUUGAAGGGGGAUGGGGAACCUGAUGCAUUGAAUUACAUAUGCGUUGGACCAAGAUAGUUCACAUAGGAAGGGUUAUUCUUUGUACCAUUAGCCCGAGGUCAAUAAGUUUUUCACAAC